AUGUCUCGAUUUUUGCCACCAGUAAUAAGAAGUCAUUCAUGUUGUGUUGAUAGUCACAAUUUACGCCUCACCACAGAACCUGAUGGAAGGCAACUAUAUACAUAUACAGUAACAUGGCAUGAUUUGCAACAAUCCGAGCAAUCAAAUUCUGUGAGUAACAUGGAGCUAAGAACUGCAUCUCCUCAAUUUUCAUUUAUGAGUGCGUCUCCAAGGCAAGAUACAUUCUCAGCAGGCAUACGCGUUGAGCCAAGUAAUGCCUCUAGGUUGCAAAUUCAGGAGUGCUAUUGUGAUGGACCAUGCGGAAAAAUUAAGCCAGUGAGUGAAAUGCGCAUUAUGGGCUUAUGCGAUCAUUACAUUUGUCGAGAUUGUUUCGAAAAAGCACCAGCUGUCAGAACCGCUGGUAGUUUUGGUUGUCCAAAUGUGUGCUGUUAUGAAACGGAUCUAGCAUUUUUGUGUAGAAGUGAUCAUCGACGUCGUCGCAAAAUUCAAGACAUUGUCGCCAUGCCUCUGCAUAGGACAAUCUCAACGAAUAAAAGUGAUCAAGGUAUAGUGCCAGUGGUAGUAAAAAGUAGGCCAUGCCUUUAUUUGGUGAACGUUCGCUUGACAACUUUCACACCGUUACAAAAUUCUGACAAAGUAUGUCGUCAGCAGCAAAUUAUGGAAGUAUACAGCGAUUACACAAUGUUGCAAACUUUAAAUACACUAAAGGAACACGAACGGUUCAACAGUUCGGAUAUCGCAAAUCGUGUAUAUUACUGCCCAAGUGGUCUCAUCGAUGAACGUUCAUCCUGGAAACAGAUUAUGGAAAAUGAUCUAUUGAUACCAAUUACAAAAUUUGGUCAGGAAGAUCAAUGCAUUGAUAUCAUUUUCGAUUCUACCAUUCGUUAA
Molecule: messenger RNA, 888 nt
Organism: Cercopithifilaria johnstoni
Lineage: Eukaryota; Metazoa; Nematoda; Chromadorea; Rhabditida; Onchocercidae
Source: the annotation of a GenBank genome assembly